This is a messenger RNA of Formica exsecta, 6610 nucleotides long. Its product is annotated as kinesin-like protein KIF20B. Gene Ontology annotation, cellular component: membrane; spindle microtubule; nucleus. The transcript has 10 exons. The record is from RefSeq and is a predicted model, not a curated record. Gene Ontology annotation, biological process: microtubule-based movement; mitotic spindle assembly. Bases 186 to 5180 code for a protein of 1664 amino acids. NCBI's taxonomy places the organism in Eukaryota, Metazoa, Arthropoda, Insecta, Hymenoptera, Formicidae. Gene Ontology annotation, molecular function: ATP binding; microtubule binding; plus-end-directed microtubule motor activity.
AUGACCGUUUGUCGUGAACGAGUGUACGAAACGGACGAGCGUGCGAAAAUAAUAAAUAUUGCGAUUUUGUGUAUUUUACACCAAUUUCUUUUUUCACCGUUGAUUGUUUAGUUUACGUGCGCGGCUACGUAAAACGCAUUUAUUCGUUUUCGAGACUAAAGGUAUCUUAAAACCGAUUUAAUGAGAUGGAGAAUACAUUGGAUUCAAUCCGUCCAUCGGAAAAUCCAGAAGAAAUGUCAUACCUGUUUGGCAGAGAUCCAAGUAUUUUAGCAUAUAGUCAGAGGCCAUUUCCAUCAAAGGAUACAAGAAAGAAUUUACUUUCAUUGUACGAAGUCGAACAAAGUAAUUCUGCCAGUGAAAAUGCAUCUGAACAUUCUGACUCGCAAACCUUACAAACCAUUAAGGUAUAUCUUCGACUUAAACCAAUUCCAAAAAAAUUGAAAUUAACUGAGGAACAACAAGAGGCAUAUAAGAUCAUAAACUCUACUACGUUAGUUACAAAAUUGCCAUUGUUGGAUAAUAAUACAAGUUGUGUUAAGCAAUCCAAAAGUAAUGAGAUUGUAUGCAGAAAAUUUACCUUUUCACAAACAUUUGGGCCAGAAACCACUCAAUUGGAAUUAUUUGAGCAAACGGUACAGCAGCAGAUGGUUGAUUUUUUAGCUGGACAUAAUUGUACUAUAAUGACAUAUGGCACCACAAAUUCGGGAAAAUCAUAUACAUUGCAAGGAACCACUACUUCACCUGGAUUAAUACCACGUGCACUGGAAUUUGUAUUUAAUAAUAUUACAACAAGACCAAACCCAUCUUAUAAACCUUUGCAUUAUUGCGAUGUAGUGAAUCUUGAUGCACUUGAAUGUGCACAGGAACUUGAAGCAAAAACUAAAUUGCUAACAUUUAGUUUGGAUAAGCAUCAAUACAUGAAUGCUUACAAACAAAUGCAAAAAUUGUUGCAAGAAGAAUCAGUUCGUCCUAGUCAAUGCCAUGAUGCUCAUUAUUCGGUUUGGAUUUCAUUCGCAGAAAUUUAUAAUGAAGUUGUAUAUGAUUUAUUGUCAAGUGAAUGCCAGAAAAAGAGGAUGCCUUUAAAAUUGGGGACAGACUCUAAUGGCAGAGCAUUUAUCAAAGGAUUAAAAACUGUUUAUGUUAAUUCAGCAGCGGAAGCUUAUCAGAUUUUGAUGGCAGGGCAAUAUAAUUUGAAAAUUGCUGCUACUGCAUUAAAUGCAAAAAGUUCAAGAUCUCAUUGUAUAUUCACAAUUACAUUGUUGAAAUAUUAUGUGGAAAGUUUAUCUGACACAGUUGAAGUGAGCACAUUUACCUUUUGCGAUUUGGCGGGCUCGGAACGUUUGAAGAAGACAUUGAACAUUGGAGACAGAUUGAGAGAAGCGCAAAAUAUUAAUACUAGUUUAUUAGUAUUAGGUAGAUGUCUAAAAUCCAUUCGCGAAGGACAAUCAACAAGAAUGAAAACGGACGCUAUCGGACCGUUCAGAGAAUCUAAAUUAACUAGAUUAUUCCAACGAGCAUUAUCAGGGAAGGAGCAUCUAGCUUUGAUAGUUAAUGUCAAUCCUCUACCAAAUCUCUAUGUAGAAACUCAAAAUGUUUUAAAUUUCGCUGCUAUUGCGAAAAAUAUUAUUAUAGAAAAAAAGAUGCAAGUACAAAAGAAAUUAAAAUCGAGAUUUUCACAAAUAAUUACACAGAAUAAACAAAAAGUAAUUGAUUGGGAUUCUGCAGAAUUGGAAAGUGUAGACUGGCAGCAUACAGAUUGUGCAGAAGAGAUAAUUUCGGAAUGUACUACUUCAGAAGAAUAUCUGGAUCUGAUGAACGAAAACGAAAAAUUAAAAAAGGAAAUUGCUGCUUUAAAAAAUUCAGCUUUAAUCCGAGAUUUUCAAAGUCGACAAGAAAUGGCUGACAAGUACAUUGCGAUGAUAAACGCACUUGAAGUCGAUUGGAAACAACGUAUAAACGACGUGGAAACUCAACACGAAGAUGCUCUUGAAUGGGCUGUGAAACAAGUUGAAGAAUUUUACAAAGGAAAGCUAAAUAAAUCGCAUAGAGAUAAAAGGAGCCGUUGCGAAUAUAAUGAUGAAGAUAAUGAUCUUGAUUUAACUCUUGAAGAAUUAGGUGAAGAGAAUGUACAACUGAGAGAAAAGAAUGAAAGUUUGAAGAAGAUGUUAACUGAACUAAAAGUAACAAAUGAAACUUUAAUUGUGGAAAAGAAUAAAACUUGUUUUGAAUUGGGAUUGAUAAGCGAGGAUUUAAAAGUAGCGAAAGAUCUUUUAGAAGCUGCUCAGAAAGAUAUUUCUUGUAAUUUAGAAGGUAAAGCUUAUAUAGAGAAAAUGGCAUCACAAUUGCUCACUAAAGACAACCAGAUAAAGAAACUCAAAGAAUUUCUCAAUGAAGCAAAAGAAGAAUAUAUUACUAUUACAAAUGAUAUAAAGAAAAAAGAACAAUGUAUUGAUAAGCAAGCAGAGAUUAUAGUUAAAAAUGAAGACAAAAUUGAAGAUUUAGAGUCACAUCUUGAACAAGUCAACAUUUGUUUAACAGAAAAAACCAGAAUAGUUGAGCUUCUAGAAGAAAGAUUAGAAAGCCAAAGUGAGAAAUUAUCCGAUGCUGAGAAUAAAACAUUACAACUGCAAGAAGAAAUUAAUCAGUUAAAGGAGGAAAAAUUAAAGUUAUUUAAAUCUUAUUUAGAGCAAUCGAAACCAUCAGAGACAUCUAUUCAAGAUGAAUAUCAAGAGAUUAUUGUAAAAGAAGAAAUGAUUAUUGACGAUGUAUCAGAUUUGGAUAAUAUCACAGAAAAUAUUCAGGAAAAAACAAACGCAAAAGCAUCUGUUAAUAAAACUGAAAAAAUUGAUUCAAAUGAUACAAAUUCUAUAGAAAAAACAUCUUCUAAAGUGCCACAAACUUUGCUAUCCAAUAUUACAUGUAGUAAGCCUAUACGAACAUUUGUGGAAACAGAUUGUCAGACAGAUAUAACAAACUGGAAGAGCUCCGAUAUUGAAGAUAAGGUGGAAAAAGACACUCAGACUACUGCAACAAUAAUAACAAUGGAAGAUAUUCAAACUAAUUGUAACAAAGUACCUUUGUUAAUAGAAGAAGCAGUCCAGACUGUCGAAAUUGUGGAUGAUAAUGCAAAAUUGCAAUUGAAAGAAUUGAGUAUACAGUACAAUGACAUUAAAGCACAAUACGAACAGGAAUGUUUAAAAGUAAAAAAACUGACCGACGAUCUAUACGAUAUAAAGAAGACAGUGCAGUUUUUAAAAGAAGAAGAUUACUCAAAUAAAGCUAUUAUAGAUAAAUAUAUACAUUCCAAGGAAGUGCUUGAAAAACAAUUGUUACUUGCUACAGAAGAAAAACAGACAGUAGAAGAAACCUUGCUGAGGUCUAACAAGGCUUUAGAACAAAAGAUUAUAGAUUACAAACAUGAAAUUGAUAAAUUGGAAAAGAAUCUUUCAGCUGCAAAAAAUAAUGUUCAAGAAUAUUUGGAGAAACUGGAAGCAACUCGGAAAGAAUUUGAUAACUAUAUAUUAAAAUGUAAACAGAAAAAAGAGAUAAACGUUUGUAAACAAAACGAAACUGUUUCAGUAAAAGAAGACAAUGAUAUAGAUAAAGUAAAUUUAAAACAAUUAGAUAAACAUGCAGAGAACGUAUUGCAAUUGGAAAAAAAUCUAGAAACUAUAGUCAAGUUAAAGGAUGAGAUUGUUCAGUUAAAUAAUAACUUGGAAAUGUGUCAAAAGGAGAAAGAAUGUACACAAAAGGCACUGGAUGAGAAUAAUAAGACACUAUUGGAAUUGGAAAAUCGAUUGGAGGAUAUAACUCUCAAGGAACAAGAAAAAGAUACAGAGAUCAUAACUUUACAAAAGGAAUUGAAGCACAUGAUACAAAGAAAUGAAAAUACCGAGAUGAUGGAAGUGGAGUUGAAAGGCACUAUAAACGAAUUAACCCAAAUGAAAGAAACGCUUUUACAAAAAGACCAAUAUGUCAAGGAAUUAAAUAUCCGUUUAGAGAAUUCUGAGAGAAAUGCAAAAAUAUUUAAUUUACUUGAGGACAAUGCCAAAGAACGGCAAGUAGAGAAUGAACGGUUGCGAAAUAUAAACGACGAACUAAGAAAUAAUUUAGCGCAAAAGGACUGCGAGAUGGAUGCUUUCAUGAAAAACAGAGACGAGACAGUGAUCAAAUAUGAAAUCUUGGUGAAGAACCAGCAGGAGGAAUUGGAGAGGCAGAAGAGGGAAGUGAUGAGGUACCAGGAAUUAUUCCGCAGGCAAUUGACACCUACGCCGAAUAAAGAUGAUUAUAAGAAAUUGCAAAAUCGUAUAGAGGUUCUGCAAGAUAAACUAAGAAAGUAUGAAACUCCUCCUGUUAAUGCGAAAGCGAAGGGUGACGACGAUACUACAUCGGAGGAUGAGGUCCCCAUUCAACGUCAACCCAAACGACGAGGGAGGAAAGUCGUUAAACAGGAGGAUAUCCCGGUUAUCGAAUUAUCUGGCUCUGAAUCGAAACGCAGCACGAGGCGCACCGCUUUGCCGCCUCCGGAAAUGUCAGUCGAGAGGACACGCUCUCGUAAGAAGAAAUUAUUCCACGAGAAUGAAUCGUUCACAGACAUCGAACCUUGUACUCCAUUACCGUCGUUUGGCGAAAAAAUAGCAUCGAUUAUGCAGAGGCCUGGACAGGACCCUGUUGCCAAGGAUGAUGCCCCUUGGUGGAUGAAGUACGCUGGUCGUGGACUCGGUACCGUAGGCAGUAUAAUUGCAAUCUUUCUCGGAGCUUGGAAUUGCGCAUCGAUACUCUUUGGUCAGAUCGACUGCUUAAUUGGCGGUAUGUUGCAAAUGAUAGCCGGUUUCCUAGUUGUAAUGAUUGAAGCGCCCUGCUGCUGCUUGUUCAUCGAUUUUGUACAGAAUUUAAGUGACUGGGUGGAGAAGAAACCAUAUUGGAAUAGAGCAGCUGGUUAUUGUUUAAUAGCAUUGCCAGCAGUCUUCCUAUGUCCAGGAAUGGGUAGUAUAUUUGGCAGCGGUUUGAUAUUUAUAACGGGUAUAAUAUAUGGAAUGAUGUCCCUGGGUAAAAAAGGGUCCAGGCCCGACCCAGCAGGAAUGACGUCGGGUGUGGGUUCCCCACAAGGUACAGUGCCUCCUACUACAGAUCACCAUACUACUCUCAUGGAGGAUCCUGACGUCUGGAGGCCUACAUAAAUCAUCAAAUAUUCAUUGCACCACUUCACUAACCAGGGCACCCUUUGGCGAAAUGAGAACAACAGCAAUGGAUAUUCAAGCUCCAGCGUCAAGCAUGCGGUCCACACUAGUUGAAAAUACUCAGCCGAUCGGUUUGAGCAGUACCCCAAGUAGUAUCGUUUGAUCAUUAGGAACUAAUUGGGUGAGCAAUCCAACGUUUUAAGUGAAUGAUUGUGAGUGAUAAUUAAUCAUCCAAGUAAAUAUCAGUAACUGAGCCCACGAACAUACUUUCAUUUCAUUUUAGCUAUAACAUUGAUACAUAUUGUAAUCCGGUAUUCCAAUAGUGAUUUCAUACAUUCAUUAUUCAUUGAAUCUUUAAGAUAAUAUCGAACAUAAAUUGUAUCAUGGAUGUACAGAUUCAAAUAUGUUAUAAUUUGAAAAGAUCCUGAAAAAAAUUUGUUUAAUCUUAAUGUCUAAUGGGCUUUCUCCGAUUUAAUCUUGCUUUAAGAGUUGGUCGAUUAACGAGAACACGUAUGUAUGCGUUUAUUAUAUCUUAUGUUUGUAUCAAAUGUGAGUAAAAUGGAAUGGGAUAUAUUACGAGAAUAUAGUAUGGAAGAAUUUGUUGCUUCAUUUAGAAUAAUGCCAAAGUCAAAGACUGUCAUAAAGGAUGAUGUUGUUCAUGGGCCUAGUUAUCCAUAGGCCCAUUUGUCCACUGUAUGUCAUAAGACGUUAACAAGCAAAACAAUAGAAAAUUGUAAAUGAUCAUGUAACUUGUUUUUAAUGUAAUGUAUAAAGUGCUUUGCUUUGGAGAGAGAUGAUUAUUUUGUUACAGAUUAUAGUUAAGCAAACACACUUACAGCAAAAACAUAAAAUCGAAUAAUACUUUCGUUAUUAUUUCGCAUUCAAAUUGUAAAACAGAUUGUUUUUAGAAUGUUAUAAGAGCAGAGAAGUCAUAAUAUAUUAGUUUUAUGAUCCUUUAUAUAUAUAUAUUAUAUAGAUAAGCUUCUCUCUGCCAAAUAAAUUAUAUAUGCAUCAAAUUUAAAUGUUUUAAGAUAGCAUUGUUACACAUUUAAACAGUUUUAUAAUUUUUAUUGGAUAAUUUAUAAAAAUUUACAUCUCAGAUUACUUUAAUUUUUAUGUCUUUAAAAUCAAGGUCUCUCAUAACUAAGGUUCUAUUUCGUGCAUAUAUAAUUAUUAUCCAAAAAUUACAACAUUUUGAAGGGACAUGUUUAGAACCUGAAAUAACUUCCAUAUGAUUCUCAUAGUGAGAUGUAAGUUUUUGUAAAUAAUUACUUAUUGUGUGCAUAGUGCUGUAAACUUAAUUAUUAUAUGACCAGCUGAUAAAACUGUGAAUGUGCAGGAUGAAUUAAUGCUUUAGUGCUUGUUUUAAUAGUUGUAAUUUAAGAAUUUGGUGAAUAAAAAAUACGAAUCCGUUUCGUCUUUUCUCGCCA